Molecule: messenger RNA, 1081 nt
Organism: Oryzias melastigma (Indian medaka)
Lineage: Eukaryota; Metazoa; Chordata; Actinopteri; Beloniformes; Adrianichthyidae
Exons: 6
Coding region: 217-867 (216 amino acids)
Source: RefSeq, a predicted model, not a curated record
GGUGAGGAAAAACAGACUAAGGCUGUGUGUCGACUUAUCUGAUGACACACAAAAACCUAGUGGGUAACCAAGUUCCUUUUCUGCAAAAAAUAAAGAACAAAAAGGAAGAAAGACUAUUAGGCGUUUGAGGCUGAAACCAGUGAACACAGAAACACUGAGAGGCAGCAAGAAGUGCCAAAGAAGGAAGAAAGAAAACAAAUAUCUGUAUCAAAGAUCAUGGGAAACAUACAUGGACAACACAGCUACUGCCUGCUUAUAGUCUUUUGUGUGAAGGGCAUCCUGGCUGGUGAUUGGUCCAUCCGCAUCCCAUCUGGUCCCAUUUGUGCUGUGGUUGGCUCUUCAGUUGUCCUCCCUUGUUCCUAUGACUACCCCCAGACCUCAAAAGAAACUAAAGGAGGGCUCUCAGCUCAGGUUACAGGAAGUCAACAGGUGCCAGACUACAAAGUGUUGAAUGAAAUGUGGUGCCUUGACGAAAGCCGCUGUAUUACACAAAGAUAUGUGUUCCACAGUGCGGGAAUAUUUCCAGAACCCUCAUAUCAGAACAGAGUGGAGUACCUUGGACAGUCAGGAACCAAGAACUGUUCUCUAAGGAUCAAUGACCUGAAACAGACCGACACUGGAACCUACGUCUUCUACCUCAUCACCAACCACCCAACUGAGAAAAUGCCUGCUCAGACAGGCGUGAAGCUGCUGGUAACAGCUCCUGUCUCAUCUCACUCUACACAGAGCAAAGCUCUGAUUAUUGGAGUUUCUGUUGGAAUCCUGCUGGCUGUUUUAGCUGCAGUGGCCUUGCUAAUCAUGAGGAGGCAGAAGUCAACAAGGGAUCGAUCAUAUGCACUUACUGAAACAAUCUCGUCGCAAUCUUAAUGAUUCAGCAAGAACAAAAGAGUCAUUACACAACAUGUGUUAGGUAUAUUUUUGCGUUGUGUUUAAGCCUCUGUUGUUUGUCCAUGCACUGUUUUAGCUGUGCAGCUUAGUGUUUCUUGUUUUAUAUCUUUAUGAGAGUUUUCAGGAUGCAGUUAAUAUUUUUGUCAUUUUAUGUAAGAUGUGAAGUAUAGAAUAUAAAUGUUCGCUUAUGCAA